This is a messenger RNA of Alnus glutinosa, 1424 nucleotides long. Its product is annotated as stearoyl-[acyl-carrier-protein] 9-desaturase 6, chloroplastic. Gene Ontology annotation, cellular component: chloroplast stroma. The coding region runs from base 50 to 1231 and encodes 393 amino acids. The transcript has 2 exons. NCBI's taxonomy places the organism in Eukaryota, Viridiplantae, Streptophyta, Magnoliopsida, Fagales, Betulaceae. Gene Ontology annotation, molecular function: stearoyl-[ACP] desaturase activity. The record is from RefSeq and is a predicted model, not a curated record. Gene Ontology annotation, biological process: fatty acid biosynthetic process.
GCCGUGAUACACUCCACUUAAGCACAAAUAGCACCAAACCAAAAUAGCCAUGCAGGCCACACAGUGCUUCAACUUGUGCUCCCAAAGUCAUGCAUGGAACCCGCGUGGCCAAAUUCCGACCCUCCACCGCCUCAGGCCACGAGCCGCCGCCUCGGUCGUCAGAUUCCCACCACCAAUCUCUGCCGUGGCAACACCUCUGAGGCACCAAAAGACCCACUCAAUGCCACCUGAAAAGGCGGAAGUGUUCAAGUCGCUGGAGGGCUGGGCCUCCCAGCGUGUCCUGCCACUCCUGAAGCCCGUGGAACAAUGCUGGCAACCCCACAGCAUGCUCCCUGACCCCACACUCCCAUCCGAUGAUUUCUUCGAUCAGGUGCGGGCCCUACGCGAUCGGACGGCCGAGCUGCCCGACGACUACUUUGUGGUGCUGGUGGGUGAUAUGAUCACGGAGGACGCGCUGCCCACGUACCAGACCAUGAUCAACACGCUUGAUGGUGUCAGGGAUGAGACCGGGGCCAGCACCAGCCCGUGGGCUGUGUGGACUCGGGCCUGGACCGCUGAGGAGAACAGGCACGGGGAUUUGCUUAGGACGUAUUUGUACCUCUCGGGUCGGGUUGAUAUGCUACUGAUUGAGAGGACCGUGCAGUAUUUGAUUGGAGCGGGCAUGGAUCCAAGGACGGAAAACAACCCGUACUUGGGCUACGUGUACACGUCGUUCCAGGAGCGAGCCACGUUCGUUUCGCACGGCAACACGGCUCGGCUGGCGAAGGAGGGCGGUGAUCCCGUGCUGGCGCGCAUAUGCGGCACCAUUGCAUCGGACGAGAAGCGCCACGAGAACGCCUACGCCAUGAUAGUCGAGAAGCUACUGGAGGUGGACCCCACGGGGGCGAUGCUGGCCAUCGCGGACAUGAUGCGCAAGAAGAUCACCAUGCCGGCCCACCUGAUGUUCGACGGGCAGGACCCACGCCUCUUCGAGCACUUCUCGGCAGUGGCCCAGCGCCUGGGCGUGUAUACUGCGGACGACUAUUCUGAUAUUUUGGAGUUUCUGGUCGGACGGUGGGGAUUGCAGAAGCUGGAGGGGUUGUCCGGCGAGGGAAAACGCGCGCAGGACUUUGUGUGCGGGUUAGCGCCGAGGAUUAGGCGGCUGCAGGAGCGUGCCGAUGAGGUGGCAAGGAAGAUGGAGCCGCGUGGCGUCAAGUUUAGCUGGAUUUUCAAUAGGGAGGUCAAAUUGUAAAUUUUUUUUUUUUGAAAAAAAAAAAAAAAAGAAGAAGAAGUUGAAAGUUUGUGCACGUUGUCAUUUAUUAUUAGUUAGUGAAAUUAAAUUUUCUCCAAAAGGUGUGUUCUUCACCUUUUUUUUUUUCGACAACAAAACAUUCUUAUAUAAAUGAGAGCCAAAGGGUGGCUGAGCUAGAAUUUUAGUUUGGGUA